CGAAUAGGUACCAAUUUGUUUACAAGUAGGCAAAAGCGGAAAGGAGAUGCAAGAACAAAGCAUAGAUCAGUGGCUCAAAGUCAGCAUCUUUGAGCCGUAAAAUGAAUAAGAAAGGUCUCGCAAUUCUUUUGCGUACGAAAGUGCGCCCUCAGUCACCUUCUUCCGUGAGUAUUGGCGUAUUGCUAAUAAUCUAAGAUGCUUAAAAUAUACAUUAUAUAUGCCUUAUUUCUUUGCUGUAUUCGGAACAACUGUGCAGUUAUGCUGUAUCAUGUAUGUAUUUUUGGACUUUAAGGUUUUCCAUAUUCUUUAUGGGAUAAGCCUCAUAUGUUGUGAUCGGAUGCAAAACAGAACAAAGUGCACAAAAUGGAGACAUCUCCCCGAGAAAGCACCCAAAUUUCUGCUCCGACUGAGUCCUCUGAUCCGGAAAGGCACCCUGUUCAAGUAAGGGAUUGGAUGCACUCUGCAAUAUCAAUGAACAAGACAGAAAUAUUAGAUGCUGCUCUAAAUGGGUUUUCUGAGGGUUAUGUUGGCCUUUCCCAUGAAAGCCGUCGUGAUUUGCUUCUUGCACUAGCCCGAGAUUAUGAUCUCAACCGGGCUCAGGUUCGUGAAAUGAUGAAACAGUAUCUUGAUCUUCAGCUUCCCAGUGAUAAGGAUAAAGACUGUGGGCAUGAAGAGGAAGGGUCAGUGUCUGCAUUCUACAGAAUAGAGCGGAAUCUGAGACAUGCUUUAAAGCCAAUGUAUGAGGUCCUCUUUGAGCGCCUAAAUACACAUCCUGGAGGACUGAAGUUCCUGUCUGAUAUGCGCGCUGAUAUUAUUUUGAUUCUCUCGGGUGAAAAUGCUCCGUCACUGAGAGCAUUAGACUCCUUCUUGAAAGAGAAACUGGUUACAUGGCUGAGCCCUGCUAAUCUAGAGCUCCACAAUAUAACAUGGGAUGAUCCUGCUUCUUUGUUGGAAAAGAUUGUAGCAUAUGAGGCUGUACAUCCUAUAAGCAAUCUUAUAGAUCUCAAAAGAAGGCUAGGAGUAGGUCGUCGUUGCUUUGGUUAUUUUCAUCCAGCAAUUCCUGGUGAACCUCUUAUUUUUAUUGAAGUGGCACUUAUGAAAGAUGUGGCUCAGACGAUACAGGAGGUCUUAUGGGAUGAUCCUCCAACACUGGAAUGUGAUGCCAGCUGUGCACUAUUUUACUCUAUUUCAUCAACUCAGUCCGGUUUAUCAGGAAUCAACCUUGGAAAGUUUCUAAUCAAGCGAGUGAUUGAUGUGGUAAAGAAGGAUUUGCCCACCAUCUCUACUUUUGCAACACUAAGCCCUAUUCCUGGUUACAUGCAAUGGCUGCUCUCUAAGUUGGCUUCUUCAGAGAGAUCAAGUUCAACCUUUAGAGAGAACUUACUUAAUCCAGAUGAAGAAAGAGCCAUUUUAGAUGCAUCAGGGGAAUUGAAUACAGGAAGAAGUGGUAUUGACGUACUGCGGAAUAUGUUGGCAUCAAAGGACUAUGAGUGGACUAGAUCAACAAUGUUGAUAUCUGUGCUUAGAGCCCCUCUAAUGCGACUUUGUGUUAGGUACCUUCUCCAUGAGAAGAAGAGAGGAAAGGCUCUUGACUCUGUUGCCAAUUUCCACUUGCAAAAUGGGGCAAUAGUUGGAAGACUUAAUUGGAUGGCUGACAAAUCUGAAAAGGGCCUCAACCAAAGUGGUGGUAUAAUGGUAAAUUACAUAUACAGACUGGAGAAUAUUGAAGAAAAUGCCCAGUCAUAUAUUAGUGGAGGACUUAUGCAAACAUCCUCUGAUGUCAGAAACUAUAUUGCGGAUGCAGAAUGAUCAAGGAAGAGGGAAAGAUGAAUACUACAUGUGUAUAUUGUGUAAUCUUCAUUUAGUUCGUUCUCAUUAUACAGGUAAAUAUGUCCUACGUUUCGCCGGCAAAUGUAAUACAGGGUAUUUUCAACAGUAAAGGUGUUAUGACUAUUAUCUUUCCAUCGCUUUUGAAUCUCGGACCUCUCGGUUAUUUGCAGUCGGUAAUAAGGGCAACGGUGCUUAUUAUUGAUCUCCACUCGUAUUGAUUGGCGUUAUUUUCUUACUGUGCUACUUAUACACUCUGUAUCAGAAUUUAAUACUUGUCCUCGG
Messenger RNA from Cuscuta europaea, 2112 nucleotides. Lineage: Eukaryota; Viridiplantae; Streptophyta; Magnoliopsida; Solanales; Convolvulaceae. The record is from the annotation of a GenBank genome assembly.